UGCAAUAUUGAGUUUUGGCUAGCAGGCAUUGCGAGGAAGAAGAGCACCAACUUCAGGCUCUCGCAGACUCCGUCACUUCUCAGUGUCCAGCUCCGAUCCGGCCAGGAUGAGCGGCGACGCCGGCGUGCAGCGCUGCGUGGCUAUGCUGCAGAAGGCCGGCAACGACACGGAGAAGUUCGCCGCCCUGCUCAUGGUCACCAAGCUGGUGAACGCGGCUGACUGUGGGCCCGAGCAGCGCCGCCUCCUGUUCGACGCCAUCGGCUUCACGUACCUGCUGCGCAUGCUGGGCAGCCCGGCGCCGCCCGGCUGUCCGCCCGAACUCUUCAAGUCCAUUGCGCUCACCAUCUUCAGCUGCUUCUCACAGGACGAGCACGUAAGCGGCAGCCCGCAGAUGGCCGAGGCGGUGCCGCUGGUGUGCGAGGCAAUCCGCCAGGCGAGCGACGACGAGGAGCAGCUGCGCCUGGUCUCGGACGGCUACCAGUGUCUGGAGGCGGCGGCGGGCGCGCGCAGCGACGUCUGGGCCGGCCAGCCGGAGCUCUUCCACCGGCUGCUGGCCUCGCUGACCAUGGACCUGCAGCUGGAGGAGGAGCCCGAGCCGCGCAAUGCGCUGUGCCGCGACCUGCGCGUGGCGCUGCUCUCGGCACCGCAGCCGCUGCCCGAGAGCGAGCCCGACCAGUGGCGGCGGCCGCUGACCGAGACGCUGGCCGGCGUGCUGACCAGCCGGCUGUCGGCCCAGCAGCGCGGUCCCGCCCUGCUGCUGGCCGCCGCCAUGGUGGAGGCGCUGGGUGUGCGGCAUCAGGCGCUGGAGCCCGACAAGCAGCGUCAGCUCGUCAUGGUGUACACUAACCUCUUCUGUAUCGAGAUCCGGAUGGGCCUGGAGGACCGGUCGUUGGCGCAGGCGGUCAAGGCCAGCGAGCUCCUGACGGCCUCCUUCUUCGUGCUGGAGCGCAUGUUCGAGAUGCUCAUCAGCGACACGCCGCUCGAGUUUGACGCCAAACAGCGACAGCAGGUGAUCGUGGCGAUGCGCGGCGCAUGCGGCGCGGUGAUCGGCUUCCUGACGCGCGUCAUGAAGGAGGACGCGGCCGAGCUGACCCGCCACCAGACCAUGUUCGUCUACAGCUGCAUCCGCAUCGUGCUCGCCUGGCUGGCGGAGGAGACGUCGUACCCGGACGAGGUGGUGCAGCUGGUGCCGUUUCUGCUGCGCAUGUGCGGCCAGACGUUCGAGAUGCGCCGGCAGCAGGCGGCGGCGGCGGCGGCGGCCGACGUGCCUGACCUGCUGCGUCUCUUCUUGCCGGCCCUCUGCCACCUGACGUCCGACGACCGCGCCCGCUACGUGCUGCUCAUGCUGGACGCCGACGAGACGCUCGUGCAGUACUUCCACUACCGCUGGGACCUGGCAGCGCCGCUGCUCUCGCAGCCGCGGCCGCCCGGUCAGCAGGACGAGGCGGCCGAGGAGCCCGUGCAGGCCGUCAUCACCGUCUGCAGCUGCCUGAUGAACAUCGUCGUCAUGGAGGCUGAGCGCGUCUCGCAGAGCUCGCUCUUCCUCGGCCUGCAGCGUUUCGUGGUGCAGCAGCUGGCCAGCGUGGAUGCGUCUCACUUGGUGCUACGCAGCAACCUGACGGUUCUGGGCUUGCUGCUGCUGCACCGGCACGCGUCCGCCGCGCGCGCGCACCAGAGCGAGCUGGUGCGCUUCGCUCAGGCGGCCGUGCGCUUCCUGUGGGACGCGCACAACGUGGAGGACUCGAUGGACCAGCAGGCGGUGGUGGUGUCUACGCGCUACCGCGGCGCCUGGGACGACCUGAAGGAGCUCUGGUUCCUCGGCCUGCAGGUGCUCUCGCAGCUGGCCGGCGAGGUCGACUGGCUGGUGGAGUUCGUGCUCGACAGCGGCUGGGUGACAGAGAUUCUCACCAUGUUCGGCCGCGUCCGCUUCGGCUACGCCGACGAGAGCGUCAUCAAGGCGUUCGAGGGGUUCCUGGUGGGCCUGGCCAAGGCGAGCGAGCCGGCGCGGCUGGCGGUGAAGGCGGCCGACGGCGAGAAGGUGUGCCGCACGCACCGCAUGCGCGAGCUGGCCGCGCUGCUGAAGAAGUAGCGCCGGCGCCGGCGGAGACCGCCCGCCCGGCCCCUGUGUGCCUCUCUCCAGCCGCUAACCGGCCGCCGCUGCGGCCCGCGGUGCGCCUCUAGUCUCGAGUAACCCCGCCAGCGUGCGCCCAGCGAGAGCGCCGCUGGCAAACGUGCCUUCAGCUGCGUCUUUCUAGUCAUGCGUACGGUAGCGUUGUUUGUACUUUUGUACUUCAGAGAGGGUGGUUUUGAUAUGGCUAGCCCGAUCGUCGUGGCCUUAGUAGUGUUUUUGUUAGUCCCGAGAACGUUCUCAGCAGCGUCGCCUUGAACUUUCCAAUUUCUGUCCAGGCCGCUUGCUUCCCGUAGCUUUUUGUUUUUUUGUUCUCAAAGAAGCAGGUCCUUGCUAGGAAAAUACACUUUCUAUGAAGUACAAACAGUCGAAUGACGACACCCACUGGCAGGGAUUGUUGACGUCCGCGAAAAUGCUAGAGAUCGACGGGGUAUCGGAUCUAUUUGCUCACUACAUACUUAAUGCAGAUGGUUUCGGCGCUGCUUUUCUCGCGCUAGCUGUGUGAAAUAAACAAACUGAAAGUGUCGGUUGUUUUAAA
Molecule: messenger RNA, 2666 nt
Organism: Pollicipes pollicipes
Lineage: Eukaryota; Metazoa; Arthropoda; Thecostraca; Pollicipedomorpha; Pollicipedidae
Product: neurochondrin
Exons: 9
Coding region: 107-2089 (660 amino acids)
Biological process (GO): neuron projection development; regulation of neuronal synaptic plasticity
Cellular component (GO): dendrite
Source: RefSeq, a predicted model, not a curated record